This is a messenger RNA of Halteromyces radiatus, 1316 nucleotides long. RefSeq lists its product as uncharacterized. Bases 80 to 1249 code for a protein of 389 amino acids. NCBI's taxonomy places the organism in Eukaryota, Fungi, Mucoromycota, Mucoromycetes, Mucorales, Cunninghamellaceae. The record is from RefSeq and is a predicted model, not a curated record. The transcript is spliced from 5 exons.
AAAAAAUUCAGAUUGUUUGUAAGUUAGAACAAUGAAAAUGUGCAUGUAUAUGCGAGAAUGGAAUGAUCCAAAGUAAUCAAUGCCUCCUUUUCUUAUUCACAGGUCAUCCUUGUAUAAUUCCUUUGGUAAUUCAUCAUUUCUACAUCAACUACUGAAAUCUAUCUAUGUUUGGGUACGAUUGAAAAAUGUGGAUGUCCGUGAUAUGAUGGCGAUCUAUCAACUACUUUGUUGUAUACCUAGACGAUUCAAUGGCUAUGGUGUCAUUCGAACAGUACCGUUUAUCUUUGCCCUACAGGAUCUUGCCUAUGAUUGUAUACAUGCUAGUACUGGUGUGGCUGAUAGAACACAUCAUAAUAUCGUAUCUGCUGGUGAUGAUUUUGUUCAAAAAAAGUCUGUUGGUGCUGAUGACUCUUGUAGUAUUCAGGAGUUUACAACUGCUACCAACACUCCAGUGAUUGGUGAUUCCACUAUUCAAGAUACAAUGCCUGGUGGUGUGAUAACAGAUGACUUAACUAUCCCUGUUAGUGGCGCUACUCCUUCUUGUAUUGCUCCUUCUUCUCCUUCUUUGGAUGGUCCCUCCAUUGACAACCCUAUUGACUAUAGAUCCAUCAAGUAUCAACAAUCUCUGGCAACAGUGACCUUGGAAUGGAUAAGGACGAUGGCGGAAAUAACAGGUAUGGAACAGGUCAUGAAUUAUGCACAAUCGAUCAAAGAAAAGCGACAGCACCUGCAUCAAGAACCAAAAUUAGAUCUAACAACAAAACCAACUGCGGAUGCACCUUGUUUGGAUGACGCGCAAUUUGGCAUCAACAAAGUCAUUGAUUGGAUGGAUCGGCAGAAAGUGGUCAAGGCCAUCUUGGAUGACGAUAAAUUGCACGAUCAACAAAUUUCGGAUGUGAAUUUAGAAGAAAGACUUUAUGUACAAUGGGCAUCUGAAAGUUAUGAAAAUCAAGAAAAAGGAUUCCGAAUUGAAGUCGAUUCUGAUACUGACAUGAAACCAAAACUCACCGCAGCAAUCAAUAAUGGUUCUUUGCAGAAACGACAUUCUCAAGGGGAAAAACCAAUCGUCAAUGUUGAAAAUUUGAAAGGAGCACUGGCUGCUCAACUUUUAGGCAAUGAACAACAACAACAAAUUAUCCAUCCUCCUUCAACAGAUGUGAAAAUUGAAUUGAAUCAAUUAUUAUCUGGUCUGUACUCUACCAUGUCAACAAAGGAACAAUCCAUAUCUUUAGUCAACCCUCCUUACUAGUUAGAAACCCCACCUUUUAUAUGUAUUUUUUUUUCUUUUAUCUUUAUGUAUUUUUUUUUUUUUUUUG